Molecule: messenger RNA, 3689 nt
Organism: Acanthochromis polyacanthus (spiny chromis)
Lineage: Eukaryota; Metazoa; Chordata; Actinopteri; Pomacentridae
Product: alpha-1,3-galactosyltransferase 2-like
Exons: 4
Coding region: 16-972 (318 amino acids)
Biological process (GO): carbohydrate metabolic process
Cellular component (GO): vesicle; Golgi apparatus; membrane
Molecular function (GO): hexosyltransferase activity
Source: RefSeq, a predicted model, not a curated record
CUUUGCUUCCCGAUCAUGCUCGGAGUUUUCUACUUCACGUCUCCAUCUCUAAGACUUUUAAUAGGUCUGUUGCCAAUGGACAAGUGCUCUUUAGAAAGUGGAAAGAUGCUGAAUCUGGACUACAGUGUUGAUGCCACCUUAAACCUUUGGUCUAGACGUGACGUCCAAACAUGCACAUCUUGGAAAGCUCCCAUCAUCUGGGAGGGGAUGUUUGAUCCUGAUCUUUAUGACCAGAUGCACAAGAAGGAGGGAACCUCGGUGGCUUUAACUGUGUUUGCAGUGGGCAGGUACCUAGAGGAAUACCUUGAGACCUUCCUGAACUCAUCAGAGAAACACUUCAUGUUGGGUUUGCCGGUGUCGUACUAUGUAUUUACAGACAUGCCAGAGAAAGUGCCAGAAAUCAAGCUCGGUCAUGAGCGAAGCCUGAAAGUGAUCAAAGUGGAACGACACUCCAGGUGGCAGGACGUGUCUAUGAUGCGAAUGAAGACGAUAUUAGAUGCGAUAGAGUCGGACAUUCGCCACCACUGUACGCAUGUCUUCUGCUUCGAUGUGGAUCAGGUGUUUUCUGGGAGAUUUGGUUCUGAGGCUCUGGGAGACUCGGUAGCUCUGCUCCACGCCUACUACUACCGCAUUCCAGAGAAGCUCUUCACCUACGACCGCAACCCAAAGUCCAAAUCGUACAUGGAAACCGGGGAUUUCUACUACCAUGCUGCGGUCUUUGGCGGCUCGUGGAAAAGCGUAAAAGCCCUGACUGAGGCCUGCUACCGAAACAUCAUGGAGGAUAAACGAAACAAUGUGGAGGCUUUGUGGCACGACGAGAGUCAUCUAAACAAGUACUUUUGGCUUCACAAACCAAGCCGGGUGCUUUCGCCAGAGUACUGCUGGGACACCAAUAUCGGUUACAGAAGUGACAUUCGAGUCACUCGACUACUGUGGGCACCAAAACAUUAUGACGCACUGCGCACUCCUUAGUGUGUUUUACAUGGAGAAAUGUGCCAAAUCACCUACUAUACAGUGCCUAUAAAAAGAAUUCACCCCCAUUAGGAAGUUUCCUCCUUUUGUUGCUUUUAACACAGAGUCACGGUCAAUAUAAUUUGACUUUCUGACAAUUUAAAAAAAGACCUUUUCAUGUCUAAGUUUAUACACAUUAAUGUCAGUCAGUUAAAGAAAAUAUAAUGCAAAAUACCACAAUUACAUCUGUGUCUCAGUCAGACCUGCACAUCUGGACACAUUUUACCCAGUUUUUUUGCAAAACUGACUGGUUGGACUGGGAUAGUGAACACCUCUGUCCAGUCACAAAUUCUGAAUUGGAUUAAGGUCAUUAUAUUUGCUGCAUUUACUCUAUCUUUUACCUUUACAAACUUUCCAGGGCCUACUGCCAAGAACCAUCCAGACAUCAUGAUGCUGCCACCACCAUGCUUUAGGGUGUGUUUCUGAUGAGGUGUUUGGUGUCGAGUCUGAUGGCCAAAAAGCUCAAAUUUGAUCUCAUGAGGAGUCAUAGGUGUUUUGGUGGCCUCCCUCAUUAUUUUCUUUCUUGAGCGGUCACUCAGUUUUUGUGCCAUAUGAAUGCAUUAUAUAUUAACUGCGUUCCUCAUUGAUGAAUUCAACUUUACUCUAAGGAAUAUUCACAAACUUUAACAUGUUCUUGUAUCAUCCUCUGACUUAAGUUUUCAUUAACCUUCUCAUGAAGUUACUUGAAAUGUUAACUUGUCUUCAGGGUGUGGCCAUAGCCAGGAGUACUGGACCACCCAGAUGCAUGUGUCUGAUUACUACUCAUUUCACUCAGAUGACUUUUAGCAGCAAGUGUUAAAUAAGGUGAGUCACUUCAAAGGCUGUGAAUACUUAUACAGUUACUUAUUUUACAUUUUAUAUUUUCAAUUAUUUGACAUCGCUUUCUUCUUAAAAAGCCGAAUCAACUUGACCUUGUGGAAAAGCAGCGAAAUGGAAAAACUGCCAAAGGGGCUGAAUAUUUCUAUGCUGUAUUUAAUUAAUGGCAUGAACUAUGACAGACAUGAUUUUUCCAGGUUCCCAUGCUCCCUUGAUCUUUUUCUUUCUUUUGCAGAGCUGGUUUACACAUCUAUAGGCCGGGGUUUUUCUACUGUAGUGAUAGCGUCUUUCAUAAACCAGCUGCCUUUACAGAGAAGUUCUUUUUCAUUUGUCAUUUGGCAUGCAAAUGCCACAUUUGCUUCCCCACAACUGUGUACAAAGUGAUGCACGCAUUUAAAUGUACUGAGGAGUGAAAGCGGCAAAGAGGCAUACUGCACAGCUUUAUGACUCUCUAAGUAGUCAUGUUAUUUGAUUAAAAAAAAUUAAAUUAUCUUACAGUUAUGACUUGAAUUGCCUUCUUGUUAAUUUGUGUGUUGAAAGAAUAUCAAAGUUGAUGUGUAUUAUUUUUUAGAUGUUAACUGUCUGUACUAGUUAAUUCAAGUUACAUUUACGUAUUCGUCCAUCAGCUUCCUUAAAAUUUCUCCCUUUUUGGACAGAUGAUACGUAUUGAGCCUGAAGUUUGCUUGAUCUUCAUUUGUAUCCACAGUGUUAAAAAAAGUAAAAUGCACAAUAAUAAGCAUUUAUGAAUUUCAGAUGAAUAUAUAUUAUCCAUGAUGUCAAGUUUGGGCAUUUAAAAAUAUCCUAAAAUGUGUGGGGUUAGCAUGUUAAAACAAACCCUGUUUAGUCCAGUUGUUGAACCCUGUAAAAGCUUGAGUAGGAGCCUGUAAACUGAGUAAUAUGAUCCAGUGAAACACUCAGACGUGAUCUGUGAAACAUUAACCACAGGUUUUAGGCUCAGUUGAUUAGACUGUCAAAUUUUCACCAUUUGAAUAUUUGAGUUUGUUUACCGGGACUUUGUAUUUUGCACUGACUAUUGUGGCUGCAUAUAAUUCCAGAUUUAUUUAUUUUUAACCUUGGGACUCCUGGUAAUUUUGCUGGUUGCAUCGUUUUAUUGUCCGUUUGCCAUUCAGAAAGUUUGAUUCGCUUGUUCUGUUUUAUACUUAUGUAAACUGUCGUUAAUUUUGAAUAGCUCUUGUCAGGUUUCACUCAGGAGAACUUAACAUCAACUGGUGAUGUUCAGAAUUAAUUACAAAUGUGCAUAAACAUAUCUCGUACUGAAACUUUACACGGGAUGUGUGCAGGGCAUUGUUAAGCUCUCUGUGGGAGAUGUAAGGGUGGCAUUCUGAAAGCAGCAAUUUUUACUAGUUGAGAUUUUUUUUAUACUUGUAUUGAUUGCUUUUCUGCAAUGGUAAUAGCACUGUUUGUUUUUUUAUUAUAUAUUUGUAAGAUUCUUUCAAGGAAAAAAAUACAAUAUGUGAGAAUCAACACCGUGCGCCAGAGAUGUUCCUUUUCAUGAAAUGCAUUUUUUAAAGAAACUUUAAAGUUAUUGUAAUUAUAAUUGUGUAAAAACAAGCCAACAUUAACAUCGAUAAGACCAUAAAUAACGCAGGAAGGUGUCAGAGAGCCAUAAAGUUGAGGGUCUGACCUCAUUAUAGGACAACGAGUGACCCUGGCAAUACUGGUAAAGCUCCAAUACGACGAAAAAGCUGUUUCUGAAAUGUUUUUUUCUGACGCUUUUUAAUUAAAGAUGCCUCAAAAAUGUUCAAGUUGUGCAGCAGUAGUGUUGGAUGCAUGACUGCGCCUCAUAACAUUGCUCAUUUCUCAUUAAUUUACUCAUUCUUAUGAAAAAAUAAAACUCUCAA